Molecule: messenger RNA, 1131 nt
Organism: Moneuplotes crassus
Lineage: Eukaryota; Ciliophora; Spirotrichea; Euplotida; Euplotidae
Source: the annotation of a GenBank genome assembly
GGGGAAUAAGACUUUUACAAGUAUGAUGAAUAAAAAUGAGGAAGAGACGAAGGAAGGGGAUCAGACCCAGGACAACAGACAGCCUCAAAAUGUUGAGGAAGCACAGCAAUUGGAUAAUAUUCCUGGGAUAUUACAGAAUCAAGAACCUCCAAUCGCAGUUCAACUUAAUGCUGUUCCAGAUAAUUUGGAUACUGAGAAUGGUAAUAAUGAAGAAAGUCAAGAAGAAGAUGACCGAGAAGAGGACCAAGAAGCUGAAGGAGAGGAUUUUGUUGAUAUGGAUCCUGAAGACCCACUCGGAGAAGAAGGAGAUUUAGAAGAUAGUUCAAGCUCGGAAGAAGAGAAGGAGAUUGAAGGAGAAAAUAUUACUAAGAACGGAUGCACUCAUUAUGCAAGGAAUGCUGAAUUAUACUGCCAUCAAUGUGAUAAGUACUUCCCAUGUAGGUUCUGCCAUGAUGAGUUUUGGGAGUCUAACUUCAAAGAAGUCAAAAAGUUCCAUAAUUUUGAUAGAUUUAAUGUCCAGAAGGUGAAAUGAAUUGAAUGUGAAAAUAUCCAAGAGCCUCAAGAGAAAUGCUCAAGCUGUGAUAUUUCUUUUGGAAAGUACGUUUGUUUGAAAUGCAACUUCUUUGACGACAGAGGGCUCCACAAGCAAACUUUUCAUUGCGAUGGAUGUGGAAUUUGAAGGAUUGGAGGGAGAGAUAACUAUUUUCACUGUGAAGUUUGCAAUGCCUGUCUCCCAAUUAGUUUGCAGAGUGGUCAUAAAUGAGGAGACUUCUCUCAAGAUUGUCCGAUCUGAUUUGAAGGGUUUUAUAAUGCAAGACAGGGAUCAAUUAUUUUAAAAUGCGGGCAUGUAUUGCAUUCCAAAUGCUACAGAGAAAUGCUGAAAGCAAAUUACCUUUGCCCGAUCUGAAAGAGAUCAACUCUUAAUGAUGCUCAGACAGAACAUGUAAAUGGGCUCAUUCAAAAUCAUAUCGACAAUACCAAUAUGGGGGAGGCAGGAGAAAGAGAUGUCAACAUUCUUUGUAAUGAAUGCCAUGAGAAAAGUACAGUAAAGUUCCAUAUUGUUGCUCACAAAUGACCAAAAUGAGGAUCUUUUAAUACUGCUAUGGAUUAAAUACUCAGCUUAUAUUUCAA